This is a messenger RNA of Phascolarctos cinereus (koala), 2134 nucleotides long. RefSeq names its product ankyrin repeat domain 61 (gene ANKRD61). Gene Ontology annotation, molecular function: protein binding. NCBI's taxonomy places the organism in Eukaryota, Metazoa, Chordata, Mammalia, Diprotodontia, Phascolarctidae. The record is from RefSeq and is a predicted model, not a curated record.
ACUGUCUCAUCAAAAAGCAAAAACAAAAAAACCAAGAUAAAACAAAAAAAAAAUUAAAAAAUCAAUUCUGAUGCCUGUGCUAUAAACAAACCUCGUUGGCAAGGAGAGAUCAGGAGACAAAUCAAAUGAAAAAAAGACUGAGUAUAAAAUAUCUUUCAUAUAUUACAUAAUGAAAAUUAAAAUUUAUAAUUACAGGAAACCAUCAGGCCUAAUAUAUUGUCGAAAUUAUUCAUGUACCCAUGAUGAAGUGGAAAAAUAAUGGAAGAGAAAUAUUCCACUAACAUCCAAAAUCAUGCAGUUGACAGGCAAAUUUCCUUGUCUGAAACAGAAUUUGCAUGUUAAUUGACAUUCUAUAAUCAUUUUAGGUACAAAUUUUUAUUUUAUGAGAUAUUUGCCAUGUAGUUGAAUUAGAUAAGAAAACAGUUGUAGCUUAUUUUACAUCAUGCUUAUUAGGUCUUUUCACACAAAAGAAUAUCAUCUAAGCAAAAAGCCCAUUUAGGAUUGACUAUUUUUAGAAAUUCCAAUUAGGACACCACCAAAAAGUUAUUUAUUCCUCCAAGAUACAAAAUAGAUCCUAAAUAUAAAAUUUUGUUUUGUUCAUAGGUACAGCUUUAAAAGCAGUAAUUCCAAAACUGUUCUAGAACCAAACUGAAUUAUCAGAAAGAGUUUUAAAUUGACCACAUUCCACAACAUACAGUUUCCCCUGAACUCUUAAUUUCUCACUGUCUAAAAAGCUGUUUUUAUCAUGGGAAAUAUAACCAAAAGAGGAACUAGAGGCCCAGUAACUGACAGAGCCUCUUCUACUGAACCAGUAAGAUCAAAAGCACUUCAUACCAAGCUCUAUGAAGCCAUAAUGAGAGAAGAUUGUACUACCAUUGAAACCCUACUAAGAAAUCAUCCUGUGAACCAACCAAUGACUGUUUUGGCCAAUUCCACAUGCUACAGAUUACUUCUGAACCAGACACAAUCUACCAUUCCCAUUCAUCUGGCUGCUAAAUAUCGAAAAGCACAAAGUUUGCUUUGCUUGCUAGAACAUGGUGCUGAUCCAGAAAUAAGGGACACCAGAGGUCACACCACACUUCAUCUCAUGCUCCUACAUUGGCCAAUUACCCCUGCCACUUGGACAGAACCAGUAAACCGUAUUCAGAGAAUCCUGACAGAUAUACAGAAUCAUGCUGUAAUGUGUCUUCAUAUCUUAUGUGAGCAUGGAGCUCUGGUUAAUGCUCGAGUAGACAAUGACUGCAAAUAUUCACCGCUCCAUCUGGCCAUACGCUAUGGUACCUAUCCAGUUCUCUCCAUUCUAACCCAGAAUGGUGCUCAUGUCAAUGCCGUUGAUGAAUCAUGCAUGACACCCCUUCACAUGGCUGCUGGCAUACUGAACAAGGAGAUGACUGAAACUCUAAUUGCUUGUCGAGCAAAUGUAAAUUGUGCUGUCCCUGCUACCGGGAAUACUGCCCUUAAACUGGCAGUAUGUGCUGCAUCAACUAAAGCAGGCAGGUUAUUGGCAGCAGAUAUAAGCUGUAUCCGUUUACUUUUAACUAAUGAAGCAAAAGUAAAUGCCCAGGAUCAUGAAGGACAAACUGCUAUACAUGAAGCAUGUUUUGGAGGCAGAGAAGCAAUAAUUAAUCUACUACUUGAAUUUGAGGCAGAUGUUAAUAUCUUAACAAGAAAUGGAGAAGCUCCAAUUUUUAUGUUUCUUCAGCGCAGAUCCAAUAUAAGAGAUACAACACUGCUUGACAAGCUCCUCUAUCUCUCUUAUCCUCUGAAACUGACCAACAAUCAAGGAAUUCUACCUACAGGACUUCUACUACCAGAAUUUCAUCUACUAAAGGAAACCCUAAUAAAGUUAUCACAAAAACCUUUAUCCCUACAGGUGAUCUGUAAAAAUAACAUCAGAAAAUUUUAUGGAGAAAAAUAUAAACAACACUUAAAACAACUUCUCCCACUGAAGAUAUGGGAUUCUAUAUACAGUUACUGUGACUUAUCCCAACUCUUGAAAUAAAACCUCAUAAUUUCAUAGUUCCAUAGCAUUUCAGCAACUCAAAUAGCAUCUUCUGGUUAAAGAAGACUAUUUGCAGUACUUUGUACAUCUUGAUUGUACAAACCAUUGAUUCCUAAACCUUUUUACAAUAAA